Xylaria bambusicola is the source of this 1350-nucleotide messenger RNA. RefSeq names its product glycoside hydrolase superfamily. The transcript is spliced from 4 exons. The record is from RefSeq and is a predicted model, not a curated record. Gene Ontology annotation, cellular component: extracellular region. Gene Ontology annotation, molecular function: chitinase activity. Gene Ontology annotation, biological process: carbohydrate metabolic process. Bases 231 to 1283 code for a protein of 350 amino acids. NCBI's taxonomy places the organism in Eukaryota, Fungi, Ascomycota, Sordariomycetes, Xylariales, Xylariaceae.
ACCAUGAGGGGAAACAGCAAAGCUACCUUCUCUAAAUAAAUAUGAUGGCGUUAGAUCCGGCGUCAGCCCGGUCUUCGUAAGCGCGCAGCGGGAUGGCCUUAACAAGGCGUAUAAGAUGUCGUGAAUGACCCUGCGUGGUUGAGACGUAUCUCACAUAUCAGCCCUACCCGUUUAACCGGUGUGCUGUCGCCCGUACGAAGACUCGAGCUACUCGAGUCCAAUUCCUCAAGAUGGUGGCCUUCAAACCUGCGAGCUGGUUUGCCCAGUACUUUGCUCUUCUAGCACCGUUUGUUUCUACUGCGAACGCUGCCCCUCCGGACGACCACCGCGUGGUUCUAUACUACCAGACCGGACUGGCAUCUGGCGAUAGCCAUGUGUCUUUGCUGCCUCUCAUCCAGGCCGAGGACACAAUCUCGGCUACUCAUGUCCUCAUUGCUGCAUUGCACGUAAUUGACGAUGAUGGCGGCCUCCAUCUGAACGACGAUCCCCCGGAUAGCGACGUCUUUGACGAGAUGUGGAGCGAAGCUGCGCAACUUCAGGCUGCUGGUGUUAAGGUUAUGGUUAUGAUCGGAGGCGCCGCACGAGGCAGCUUUGAACGUUUGGAUGGUGACGACGCUUCAUUCGAGAGAUACUAUGCCCCGAUCCACGAUCUUGUUGGCGCACAUAACAUCCAAGGCUUGGAUCUCGACGUAGAGGAGAGCUUCUCUUUGAACGGCAUCAUCCGCCUAAUCGACCGCCUCAAGGCAGAUUUUGGCUCCGACUUUAUCAUCACGCUCGCACCCGUUGCUUCUGCGCUCACUGAGGGCGGUGGCAAUCUCAGCGGUUUCAACUAUUUCGAUCUUGAAGCGCAGCGCGGUAGCUCGAUUGCUUUCUACAACGCCCAGUUUUACUUCGGCUGGGGAUAUGCUGGAAGUGCAAGCGACUAUGAGAGCAUUAUCGACGACGGCUUUGCUGCAAACCGGGUUGUAAUGGGUCUGUUGAGCAGCCCCGACAAUGGCAGCGGCUACGUUUCUCUCGACUCGCAGGCUCCCGUGCUGCAAGAACUCAUCACAGAGAAUGGAGCAUUCGGCGGUGUCGCUAACUGGGAGUACUUCAACUCGCUCCCUGGCGGCAAAGAUGCUCCAUGGCAAUGGGCUUCCUGGAUGGCCGAGCAUAUGGUCGCCGCCAGAAAGAUGGAAAGGGCUGAGGUCUCAUCUUCGGAAGCACUCUGGCGCGGCGUCAGGAAGCUUGGUCGCCGGAUGCGCCGUGAGGCCAAGAAAUCAUACCAUCACUAUAUCGCAUAGACAAGGUGUCAGUCAUGUCGGCGGGUUUCUUAACGGAUACCCCAUCUCUCAAUCCGACAGAGGGCAG